AUGCUCGAACUGAGCGGUGUGCACUUGGAGCUCCUGUACUGCCCUCUGAAUGCUGAGAGCGAAUUUUUAAAUCCUUUUGACCCUGACUUCAGAUUAACGACGGUGGAGAAGGCCUUCAAAGAAGCACUUGAAGGGGAAGAUUCCCUGAAAUCUGCAACCAGAUUAAAAAGGGAUGUUAUUAUUAGAGGAGUUCUAUCAGUGACUGUCAUCUCUGCAGAGAACUUGCCAGCUAAAGAUAUCUUGGGAAAAUCUGAUCCUUUUGUGGUGCUAAGAAUGAAGAAGUCUGAACAGACGUACAAGACUAGGGUCCUCAAUGAUACCUUGAAUCCAGUUUGGAAUCAGACAUUUGAUUUUGUAGUUGAGGAUGGGUUACAUGAGUUGCUAAUCCUUGAAGUUUAUGACCAUGACACAUUUGGGAAGGAGAAAAUGGGUAGAUGCAUCAUGACUCUGACGAGAGCUAUACUGGAGGGAGAAUUUACAAAUAGUUUCCAUAUUGAGGGUACCGAUUCAGGAAGGUUGAAUUUGAGCAUCAAGUGGACUCGACAACAAUCAGUCGAGAUUGAUCGAGGUCUGAUCUAG
This is a messenger RNA of Striga hermonthica, 579 nucleotides long. NCBI's taxonomy places the organism in Eukaryota, Viridiplantae, Streptophyta, Magnoliopsida, Lamiales, Orobanchaceae. The record is from the annotation of a GenBank genome assembly.